This is a messenger RNA of Suillus subalutaceus, 1871 nucleotides long. RefSeq names its product WD40-repeat-containing domain protein. Gene Ontology annotation, molecular function: protein binding; protein phosphatase regulator activity. The transcript has 8 exons. NCBI's taxonomy places the organism in Eukaryota, Fungi, Basidiomycota, Agaricomycetes, Boletales, Suillaceae. Gene Ontology annotation, biological process: peptidyl-serine dephosphorylation. Bases 181 to 1524 code for a protein of 447 amino acids. The record is from RefSeq and is a predicted model, not a curated record. Gene Ontology annotation, cellular component: cytosol; protein phosphatase type 2A complex.
GCUCAUCUCAUCCACUUGACUUAGCAUUGUACGAGCACGCUACCCUAAACCUUUAAACUCGUACAGAUCAUCAAUCUACUCAUCUUCCAUCUUGCGGUACAAAUCAGAAUUAGAUCAAAAAUCAAUUCUAAACUACUCUUAUAACAAUCCCAGCGAACCCCCUCUAGUUAUACUACAAUCAUGGACAUCGACCCAUCAGGCUCUGGUAGCUGGCGAUUUGCACAAUGCUUCGGUGACAAGGGUGAAGUGGACGACAUCACAGAAGCCGACAUCAUAUCCACCGUCGAGUUCGAUGCAACUGGAAAUUACCUCGCCACAGGCGACAAAGGUGGUCGUGUCGUUCUCUUUGAGCGCAAUGAGUCUAAAAGAGGCUGCGAGUAUAAGUUUUACACAGAGUUCCAGUCACACGAGCCCGAAUUCGAUUAUCUAAAGUCUCUUGAAAUCGAGGAGAAGAUCAACAAGAUCAAGUGGUGUAGACGACAGAAUACCGCCCACUUCUUACUUUCCACCAACGACAAGACAAUCAAGCUUUGGAAAAUAUUUGAGAAGAGUAUCCGUGUAGUCUCAGAGUCAAACCACCUCGAUGGCCAUCGUGCCCUUCCACCCCCAAGUCUUGUCUCCCAUCUCAAGCUCCCCCGCAUGCAGCCACAGGACAACAUCAUCGCCGCAGUCCCACGUAAAGUCUACGCCAAUGCCCAUGCCUACCACAUCCAUUCCAUAUCUGUCAAUUCCGACCAGGAAACCUACAUCUCUGCAGACGAUCUACGCAUUAACCUCUGGAACCUCGGCAUCAGUGAUCAGAGUUUUAACAUCGUGGAUAUCAAACCUGUGAAUAUGGAAGAACUCACAGAAGUGAUCACCGCAGCGGAAUUCCACCCUCAGCAAUGCAACCUUUUCAUGUACUCGAGCUCAAAAAGUAAUAUCAAGCUUGCAGAUAUGCGCGACUCCGCACUAUGCGACCGUCAUGCAAAAUGCUUCGAAGAAGAAGAGGAUCCAACAUCCCGAUCCUUCUUCUCCGAGAUCAUCUCUUCUAUAUCUGAUGUCAAGUUCAGUCACGACGGGCGAUAUAUCUUGUCGCGCGACUAUCUCUCUCUUAAGAUCUGGGACAUUAACAUGGAAUCACGCCCUGUGAAGACUAUUCCUAUCCACGACCACCUCCGCGGCAAGCUUUGCGAUCUGUAUGAGAACGACUGCAUCUUUGACAAGUUUGAGUGUGUAUGGAGUGGAGAUGAUAAGCAUGUACUAACGGGCUCGUACCACAACUUCUUCCGCAUAUUUGACACCGACUCGCCGAAUGAUGUCGUGUUGCAAGCGGACAAGUCUGCUUUCAAGGCCAAGAAGAUCGGCGCACCUGCCGGCAAGAACGGGCUCAAGAACGGCCCGCGGCCCGGCGGACUGCGGGACGCAAUGCAAACGGAUACACUUGACUUUAACAAGAAGAUCUUGCAUGCUAGCUGGCAUCCACGAGAGAACACGAUUGCUAUUGCUGCGACGAACAACCUGUUCUUGUACAGCGCAGCAUAAUCCGCUUCUACCCUCACCCACAUUUCUUUGGCAAGAGAGGGCAAGUCAGCAGUGUACAAGCGCCCGAGACACCGUAUUACGCACGGACUCAUUCUUUCUUACACUACACUACCAUAUUACCGUGGGCGCUCGUUUUAUCCAUCUUGCUUACGAUACGAAUCAGAUACCACGUACAUACAACUGCGUAUUACCCUGUUUGUGUUUUCGGGACAUGUUUCUCAUCCUUGGGCGCCCCUUCUUCCCUCUCCCCCUUACUCACGCACCUUGCAUAUCCCCCUACCACCACGUGCAUCAUGUUUUCGAGAAAAAGAUUCGUGUAGAAUGAGAUGAAGAAGAAGUAAUCAAUG